Molecule: messenger RNA, 1459 nt
Organism: Oppia nitens
Lineage: Eukaryota; Metazoa; Arthropoda; Arachnida; Sarcoptiformes; Oppiidae
Exons: 2
Coding region: 3-1394 (463 amino acids)
Source: RefSeq, a predicted model, not a curated record
AAAUGAAAUCAAUAUUAUUGCUAAUAUUUAUCCAAUUAUUUUAUAAUAAUAAUAUUAUUAAUUGCGAUCCAAUUGAUUUAACCUUGGUACCCAAAUCAAUUGGCCAGGAUGUAGUGGAUGCUAGUAUUGCCAAAGUGAACCAGAUCAAAUUGUUUGCCGAUGAUUCAGGUUUUCUAUUUAGGCUGGCAUUAGUUGAAUCAAAUUUCGGUGAAAAUCCCCGAACAUUUAACGCCACAACUAAUAACGGGCCAAAUAUCUGGUCAGUCGAUGGACAGAAAUUUUCGGAAACCCAAGAUAUUGUCAAACAUGAGAAUCUGCUAUUGAUUUACUAUGAAUUGGCCGAAAAAUAUGAUAUCGAUUGGCAACGAUUGGAUUUAGACGAUAUGCAGAUACCAUUGUACGGAGCAUUGGCUACGAAAAUGUUUCUACAUUUAACCAAUCAGUCGAUACCGAAAACAAUUGAUGACCAGGCUCAGUUUUGGAAACAACAUUAUACACCUACAGGUGAUGUCCAACUGUUUGUCAAAUCAGUUCAACAAUUAGAAGAUCUAUACGAAUGUUCGCCGCAUAUUAAUCUAUGCUACGUAUUGGACGGUUCGGGUAGUAUAGCGCCCAAUGAUUUUCAAAUGGCCAAAGAUUUCCUCUAUAAGGUUACCGAUAAAAUUAGUUCAGAAAACGGAAAUUUUUGUUUAGUAUUAUUUUCGGAUGACGCCAACAAAAUCUAUGAUUAUACCGAAAAAACUAAAUCAAAUAAAUUGGAUAAAAUUCGGACACUUAGCCAACCCCGGGGUGGUACUAAUACACGGGACGGUAUACAGACAACAGUCGACAUUAUGAAGUCGCGGCCGACAUUGCCCUAUAAGACAAUGUUUGUAUUAACUGAUGGCCAGUCCAACGAUGGGGUACAGCCGGCUGUAACCAAUGCCCAGUCGGCGGGUAUUAAGAGUCUGGUUUGGGGUGUCGGUCCCGGUGUUAAUCUGAAGGAACUGUUGGAAAUUGCCUACAAUUUACCGGUAAAUGUCCAACAAUUAACUAAAUUUAGUUCAUUACAAUCGGAAUUGUUUGCCUUCAAAAAAACUGUUUGUUCGGAGGCAUUGAAACUAGAAACGGGUCAACAAUUUUCGGAUACAACUGUUAAACAUGAAAAACGUUUAUAUAUUUUUGAUUUACCCAAAACUGGUGGCAACGGUAUUAAUCUAACGAUUCAGACAACUAAAGGCAAAUUAUUAGGUUAUUAUGCCUAUAGUACACCGCAUCCAUCAUCGGCUGUCAAUGAUGGCCAGUUUGCCGAUCAUAUUCACAUACCCGGCCAACCACAACAUAGUCAAGUAUAUGUUGCCAUUGUUGGCCAGGAAUCAGAUAAUGCCUACAAUAUUAUUGCAACUAAUGUUUAAACUAUAAAAUAAUUAUUGAAAAUAAAACUUAUUGACAAAAAAAAACUACUGAAAAUUAUUACUAC